GUCAGCGCGCUAGACUUGUGGUGUGUUGCUAAUGUUUUGGCUGUCUUUAUACAAUGAUACCUUUUAGUUUAAGCAUUCUCUGAUUAAAUACAACGACCCAGUGGUCUUCAAAAAACUUGAAGGCAUGGCAGAACAACAUGCCCCCUCGGUGGCCAUGGAUGCGGUGCUGAUGCCCAGCACGGCCCUCCCAGACGACAUGCCCCGUAUCAAGGGCUAUGACUUCAACCAGGGAGUAGACCAUCAUGCCCUGCUCCAGUCCUUCCUCACCACAGGCUUCCAGGCUAGCAGCGUUGCCCAUGCCAUACAGGAGAUCAACAAGAUGAUUGAGAAGCGUCUGGAGCCACAGGAGGAAGAGGAAAGAUGCGACUCCUCCCCUUCCCACUCGGGCUGUACCAUCUUCCUGGGGUACACCUCCAACCUCAUCAGCUCUGGAGUGAGGGAGUCCAUCCGCUACCUGGCACAGCACAAAAUGGUGGACGUGAUAGUGACUACAGCGGGGGGAGUCGAGGAGGAUUUCAUCAAGUGUCUGGCCCCCACCUACUUGGGGGAGUUCAGCCUGUCUGGCAAGGAGCUGAGACAGAGAGGCAUCAAUAGGAUAGGUAACCUCCUGGUACCUAAUGAUAACUACUGUAAGUUUGAGGACUGGCUGAUGCCCAUUCUGGACCAGAUGGUGCAGGAGCAGAAAGAUGAGGGCACCCACUGGACCCCGUCCAAGAUGAUCCACCGCCUGGGCAAAGAGAUCAACAACCCAGAGUCUGUCUACUACUGGGCCUAUAAGAAUGACAUCCCAGUGUUCAGCCCUGCUCUGACAGAUGGAUCCAUUGGGGACAUGAUCUAUUUCCACUCCUAUAAAAACCCUGGGCUGGUGCUGGAUAUAGUAGAUGAUAUCCGUAGGUUGAACAGCAAGGCAGUGUUUGCCAAGAGGACAGGGAUGAUUAUUCUGGGUGGGGGCCUGGUCAAACACCAUAUAGCCAAUGCCAAUCUGAUGAGAAACGGAGCAGACUAUGCAGUGUUUGUGAACACGGGGCAGGAGUUUGAUGGUUCAGACUCAGGGGCCAGACCUGAUGAGGCAGUGUCUUGGGGGAAGAUCCGCAUGGACGCCAAGCCAGUCAAGGUGUACGCUGAUGCUUCCAUAGUCUUCCCACUGCUGGUAGCUGAGACGUUUGCCCACCAUGCUGACAAGCUGAUUCCUGAGAAGAAAGAAUAACCAAACUAACCAAGGUGUUCCCACUCAACACAUAAAGGAAUAAUCCACAAAAAACAACUCUUUGGUUUUUUGUUUUAUUAGUCCACUGUUAAUACAGUCCCAAAAUGUUUUGCAUGUCAGCAGUCAAGUUUUCAAGAUAUAGAACUUUCAAAAAGCUAAUUGUCUCUUGCCACAUUAUCAUGAUAAUGCAUCAUAUGACAAUCUCUCUUUGCAUCUAUUUUUAGAUAUGAUGUUCUGUUUACUGACUAUUCUCUCCAUUAUUUCAGAUAGAAGUAUUUGGCACUGGUAGACAGUGUGUACCUCUUAUUUUUAGAAUGACAUAAAUUGUUUAUCCACAUGUUUUGUUUACCCAAAUGCUUAGUACAUUUGCUAAGUGUAGCUUAAGUGUUUUUGUUGUUGAAUGAAGUGAAUUAUCAUGUACCAAUGAGUCAUGCGUGUGUAUGCGUGCAUACUUGCACGUUUGAGAAUGACAUUGCAGACUGAGACAUUACUAUAUGGUAAACUUACUCAUAAGAGAUGUUAUUUUUAUAAGUUAGUGAGAGGGUCUCUUUAGGGGAGCAUGCACUGUUAUUCAAAGAAACGCUUACCAGAGGUGAAAUGUAUUCGUCUUUAUUACCUAGUACCUACUCGUGUAUAUUACUAUGUAUUAGGAGUGUCUUAAAUAUAUCUGAAAAUGUAAAUGAAUAAAAACAACCUUAGAAUGUUUCCAUUAUUACAGAAUGGAACAUCUGUUAGAAUGUUCCCAUUAUUACAGAAUAAAACAUCUGUUAGAAUGUUUCCAUUAUUACAGAAUAAAACAUCUGUUAGAAUGUUCCCAUUAUUACAGAAUAAAACAUCUGUUAGAAUGUUUCCAUUAUUACAGAAUAAAACAUCUGUUAGAAUGUUCCCAUUAUUACAGAAUAAAGCAUCUGAUGUUGUCUUCCUA
This is a messenger RNA of Coregonus clupeaformis (lake whitefish), 2132 nucleotides long. Its product is annotated as deoxyhypusine synthase-like. The coding region runs from base 125 to 1207 and encodes 360 amino acids. Gene Ontology annotation, biological process: peptidyl-hypusine biosynthetic process. The transcript has 10 exons. Gene Ontology annotation, cellular component: cytoplasm. The record is from RefSeq and is a predicted model, not a curated record. NCBI's taxonomy places the organism in Eukaryota, Metazoa, Chordata, Actinopteri, Salmoniformes, Salmonidae. Gene Ontology annotation, molecular function: deoxyhypusine synthase activity.